Periconia digitata is the source of this 2677-nucleotide messenger RNA. NCBI's taxonomy places the organism in Eukaryota, Fungi, Ascomycota, Dothideomycetes, Pleosporales, Periconiaceae. The record is from the annotation of a GenBank genome assembly.
CUCUGUGCAAGGCACGUGCUCCAGAUCUUGGCGCUCGCGUCUGGCUGUAGCUUCCUGGCCCUGUCACAACUUCCUUCCUCAACGACAGACAUACGAACAACAUUCCGCCAGUUAGUUCAUAGACACAUCACCACCUGCGCGCCCAUCAUCAUUCUCAUCUCCUUGAAGUUCUGGUACUUUGAUAAGCUGGCGAUGAGGGCAGUCUCGGUGGUGGAGCACGCAGACAAGACAGGUUGAUCGAGGCUUUGUCGCCCAGCUUGAUUGAUUCAUUGAUUGAUGGACACGCGCGCGUGGACAAACACAACUACACCUUACCUCACUACACUGCACUGCAUCGCGAUCCACCUCCAUAUCACACCACCUGCUCGCAUCAAUGACGCAGAUGUUGGACCAACUCGAAGCCGCGCGCAAGCUGGCCCUGAAUGAUGGCACUCACUAUCCCAAAAUCCUUCCCGGCGUCUUGCCCAUCAUUGGCGCAAACUCCAAUGCGAAUAUCGAGCUGCGCCGAUGGGGGGCAGACUUCCUGGCAGAGGCCUUCGCCUCGCCUACAUGGUCGCCCGAGAUGAAGGAAGCACUCGUCCUGCGUGUGGCUGCGGGUGCGGGUUCGGCUCUCCUGGAGGCCUUGAAGGAAUACCUCGAAGUCGUGCAGGACAGGGCCGUCAUCAAAAGUGCUAUUUUGACUGCUGCAACUAUAUACCCCAUGAUGUACAAACACACUAUCGCAGAUCCAAACGAUAGCCACAACUGGCAGCUCAUGCAGGCAAUUAAGAUGAAUAUCCUACAGAGGAUGGACGCAGCUCCCUCUGGCGUGCGCAUAUGCUGCGUCAAAUUCGUGCAGCAGGUCGUCUUGACCCAAACCCCUGGCCACGUCGAUCCUAGGCGACCAGAUCCAAAUGACAUCUCCCUUGCCAUUCUACCCCGUAACCACGCUCUGUUGCCGUACGGAAACCUAGAAGCCGAAGGCCACGGACUACUCGACCGCAUGUUGGAUAUCAUACAUGGAGAUCACAGUGAUGCGUUGUUGGUCACCGCUGUGCUCAAUACUCUGGGAAUAUUACUCCAGCGCAGGCCGAUAGCUUCAAGCAAGAUAUUGAAUAGCGUACUCAACUUCAAUCCGCUGAAACUCGCUAAUUCGCCAAUGACCCCCAAAAAUCGAGUUAUAAUGAAGUCUCUCGAAAGGACUACGCGGGCUCUGCUAUUUAACUUCAUGAAACGGAACCCUGAAGGCCCGCUUACCGGGCGCAUACAGCAGUAUCUGGAGCGCAUGCAUCGUAUGCGGAUUGAUGUCUUCGACGAAUCUUCUCGGAAGAGACCAGCCCCAGCAGAGCCCACCGAUGGCUUGGACCCUGCCAAACGACAGCGUUUACGCGCAAAUGUACCUGCUGCCAGUGCGGUAGUCCCUGUGCCCGCACCUGCGCCUCCUCCCGCCACUACACUACCUCCAGGCCCAGUGACUUAUCGCCAGUUGUUCACAUUGAAUCCAGAUGCUGGCAUAGCAAAUUUCGACGUGCAAACUUUCAAAGAUCCUGAACAACUGGUCAUGCUCACCGUACACCUGCUUCAAAUGAUCGACGAGGCCCAGAUGACCAAUGCAAUAAAUGUGGUUCGUUCUCGAUACCUUUCUCUCAGCACCACAGCCUCGGGAGCUCCUGCCGCCAGCGCGCCUGCCCCAUUACCUCCCCCUGUCGUUGAUGACGAAGAAGAUUACGAACCUGACUUCGAGCCCGAGGAUGCCGAACAAGUCGCAAACAGUUUAGACAGUCUUCCUCCCCCAGGCACAGUGGAACUUCCAUCAAACUCGCUCGCUCCUUAUAAACUUCCAGAAGCCCCGCCGCUUACAGAACAAGAAAUUCGACAUUAUGGCGAAGUGUCGGUUCGUGAAGCUUUCAGGAUGCUCAGUAGUACCGAAGACAAAGACAAGGGCAAAACUAACAAGACCGGGUUUAAUAGAUUGGCUGCAAGUGACUAUGGACGAGAUGCCUGGAUAACUAUACUGUCUCGAUUGGCUACUCGGGCAAGCGCAGGCUUAGACGAUCCCAACGAAGGUAUCAAAGACGAAUUCGCAGUGAAGAAUAUCAAAGGAGGGGUCUCAAUAAGUGAUUCCGUAAGAGAUGGGUUAUACACAUACAUCAUGUAUGAUUGGAGAAAACGUAUCGACGUUGCCAUAUCGUGGCUUACCGAAGAGUGGUACAACGACACCAUCCUCACCCAAUCCGCAAAGAUAGCGGCCAAAACCAGCAACCUGAACGGUAACUCUGCCUCCAGCGCAUCCGGACCGAAAGGGAACUACGAACGUUGCGCCCUGCGUCUAAUCGAUGGCAUGUUGCCGUUCGUGGAACACACCGACAAGAUUCUGCUCCGCUUCAUUUCCGAAUUACCAAAACUCGAUCAUGAGAUCCUCGCCCGCUUGAUUAAGAUGUCCGAGGAUCCUGAGCGUAUCGAUUUGUCAUGUAAAGUGCUCCAGUAUCUAUACAUGUUUCGCCCGCCAGUGCGCUCUGUCGUAGUCGAUGUGCUCUCGGAGCUGUGGACUGUGAAUCAUCGUGCUAGACCUAGCGCUGGAAAAUUGUUAAAGCACUACCGGCCGGACUUUGCUGCAUUGGAGGAAGCAAACGGUACGAACGUUGGUGGCGAUGGAGGGGAGGUCAAAGCAGAAAUCGUGAAUGGUACUGCUCAAUAG